Messenger RNA from Didymodactylos carnosus, 2926 nucleotides. The record is from the annotation of a GenBank genome assembly. Lineage: Eukaryota; Metazoa; Rotifera; Eurotatoria; Philodinida; Philodinidae.
AGGAGUUCUAUGGGAUUCUUAAGGAAGUCCCUGGAGAGUUCUCGGGGAUUUUCAAGAGAGUCCUUGGGGACUCCCUCUGGGUCUAUUGAUGCAUCUUCUUAAUUUCAUGUAACUAAUUAGUGAUUAAGUGCCAGGUACUAUCACUGGUACCGCUGGAGCACAUAUCAUCCAUCGAAGGUUGACAUAUUAAUGUUGACUUACUAGAAGAAAAUUUUAUCAUAGAACUACAUUAUUUUUAUAUAUUGCCCAUCUGCAAAACAAACGGUGAAUGGGGAGUUGGCAGGGACUCCUCGGGGAUUGCACAGGAGUUCUGUAGGAGUCCAUGCAUGACUUCCUCCAACAGGACUCCUGCAGGAAUUUUUUUUGNUUUUUGAAUUCCUCAUGACUCCAUGUUGGACUUUUCACUCUAGAAAGUUCCUGCGAGAGUCAUCAGGACUCCUUACGAUUCCUGCUGGAGUUUUUCAUAAACUUGGGACUCCUGUUGGAGUUUUGCCGGAAGUCUCGACUAGGGAAGCGAUCGACAGACAAUUCUGCCCGUUAAAAGGCUAAAAAAAGAUAACAGAAAGAGCGCUGGUUGGUAAUCCUAUGCUGGGUAAUUUCGAUAAAAAUUUUUGAACGCAGCCGAAAUUUCUGAUCAUCGCAUUCACAAACUAAUAAUAUCAGCUAUCUUAUUAUCUAAAAAUCUUCUCAUAAUACUCACUCAGGUAACGUAUAUCUCAAAGUGCAUUACUGCGCACACCAACCGUAUUAAUUCAAUGAGUCAUCCUUCAUAGGCCCCAUACCAUAACUUUGAACCAAUGGAGUCGGUUAAAACUUUCUCAUUUUUUUCUAGUGUAGACAUGGUAUAGCGAGUUUGAAAAUAUGCCGAUCAUAUCUCGAGUUGAUCGUCAUGAACAUUGGUAGUAAUUAUACACAUGGAACUUUAUAAGUGUUUAGCAACUGUUUGAAGAUGAGACAGUGAAGAGAGAUGAGAUUAUAACACGUAGUAGAUUUCGUUAACAUCACAGAAGCCAAAGUAGCGACAGCAAUAAUACGCAGAAAUUAUAUUCCAAUUACUUUUGUACUUGACAAGCUUUGGUUUAUGCCCGUUAUGCUAGAAAAAGAACAAACAUUCACCGAGACGGAUGCUAAGCGCUUGUCAUUGGUUUAUAUAUUUGUCCUUUCCAACCAGUGUCUCUUCUCUUUUCUCCCAGCGGCAUAGCAAUUACAUAUACAUAAAAUAAAAUUUAUUAUUAGACCAUACGUGCGUUCACACGCAUAUCUCACAUCUCCUUUCAAUUUGUUUCUUGUAAAUAUGACUGACUUUUUUACUUUCAAAUAAUUUUGCAUACCAUGCCACGGAAAUUUUUAAAAGACGAAAUUGAGAUUAGAUGUGCUUAUAAAAACGGGACUUUAGUUACGUAUUCUUUGUCCUUCUGCUGAAAAUAAGUAAAGUAUGUCGUGUAAAUGCUCGUGAGAAUUUUGCCCACUGGAACUGAAUGUGCAGGCUUGUUAGCAGGCUCUGUCAUAGUAAUCUUUUUUUAUAAGCUAUUCAGUGCAGUACUUUAUUAUAUCAUCCUUACAAUGUAAAGCACUGAGUACCUCAGUUUGCCUAUAACAUAUCAGAAAAAAAAGAAUACUGCAAAUAGCUGCUGUUGAAAUUUCAUCCACUAAUCGUUUUACCAAAACAAUUGAAAAAGCUCAUUUUUUUAUAAGAUUGCAUAUCGUAGUUUUGUUUAUUACAUAUUUCGGAUCUUUUUCCUUGAAAGAAUAUUUUAUAGGUUAAUAACCAUUUUUUUCCACUUACGUUUUAGAUGUCAGAAACGCAUUCGCCUCAAAAAGGUGACAUUCGGUACAAUCACAUAAAGAAUAAACGCUAUCGAUGGGAUUCAAAACAGUGGCAACAAUUAUGUACUAAACCCGAUUGCAUGAAAUCUCCGGUACACGAUGGAUUUUGUACGUUUCAUUAUAGCGAAGAACAAGCAAGACUAAAGAUUAAACUACCAAUAGACGAUGAAAAGAGUGAAACGACAAAAGUAUCUCGUUCCUUAACAAUAAGUGGUGAGAAAAUAAAUUUUCAGUUUUUUUCUCGCAUUUUUUUCCGGAAUAAUUCAAUGAUUUAAAACUAUAUUUAGAAUUGUUUCCAAUACCAGUUCGAAUUAAUGAAGUGACAAAACGACGAGAAAAGUGGGAUGGUACAAAGUGGCGUCGAUUAUGUGCGCAUCCCGACUGUGAAAAAGCCUCUCGAAAUUUAUGUACAACACAUCGACGUGAACAAAAACAACGGAAAGAAAAUGGAGGUCAAACAAAACAAACGAUAACUUACAAAGUUAAAGCAACACCACCGACAGCCGGCCAUAUAAAAAAAGUAGGAAAACGGCGGUAUAUGUUUGAUGGAAGAGUAUAUCAAUCAUUAUGUAUGAUAGAUGGUUGCCUAAAGCGACAAAAAUUAGGAAAAUUAUGUUUGAAACAUAAAAAGGACAAAGCUUGUGGAUUAUUGAUGGACGAUAGUGACGAAGUAGAAGAAAUCAAGAAGACAAAAACAAAACCCAAAACGGGUGAUAUUCUUAUAACAAAGAAGAGUCGUUAUAUGUGGGAUGGUAAAAAGUAUAUUAUUUUAUGCCGUAUGACUGAAUGUCCAAAUCGUCCUCGAUGUCAACGCCUGUGUGUUCCACAUUUGGCCGAACAGGAAGAUAUGGCACUGACACAAAAGUACUAUAAACAAAUAUCAGAACUAAAUAAUGAGUCUAGAUCUAUACCAGAAGUAGUGAAAAAUGAGUCUAGUAACCUAUCGAUAAUUGUCAAAAAUGAACCGAUCGAAGAAGUGAAAAAACGUCCAUUAAGUACGUCUGACGAAGAAUCUUCGACAGACCGACAGGAUAAAAAACAAUGCUCAACAACAAAUAUCAAAACUGAACAUCUUCACAUUAAAAUAGAACCGCUGUAG